AGAGAAGAGCGCGUUAAGAAGAAUUCUAAAAGUGGAAAGUGAAGCGGAAACACUAAGAGAAGCACUUGAAUCACUGAAUUUAGGAUGGUUAUUAUUACACCUGGACGAGAGCGCAAAGGGAAUAAGGGAUAAAAAUAAGAGCAAGGAGGAGCAUAAUGAAUAUUUUAAUAGCUUGAUACGUGAUGUAAAAAGAAUGUCACUAGUUCUACACCCCGAUAAAACCAAGCAGCAAGGGUCUAAAGGACAAGUAUGCAUAAAUAAUGCUAUAGAAGGUCUAAAGAAAGCGCACAGUUACAUUAUGGAAGAGUAUGGCUACAUAAAAUGUUAUGGAGUGUAUAGGAUAUAUGGGGAGAUACCACUAAAUGAGCUAAUAAGUGGUAAUGACAUAUUUAAAACAAUAGGAGUAUCAGCUUUUAGCGGGAUACAUCCGAUAUUGUCAAAGUUAAGCUUUUUGGCACGUAGCGAAGAGGCAGCAGUUUUGGAUUAUAGGAACGAAUAUUUACAACAAGAAAAAAAUACGGCAAAAGUCAUAGAAGAAGGUAUAAAUGUGCUAAAAAGCAUGAAAGAGGAAAAAAUAGAAAGUUUUGCAAAUAAGGUAAAGGAGAAUAUCAGGAAGAGAGAAAAGGAGAAAAAAGGGUGGUACGUCUGGUUCUAUAAAAGUCUUGACUUAGAUUUUGAGUUUGAAGGAAAAGGUAAAGAGGGAAUACAAAAAAGUGUUGAUAUAUAUAUGAAGGUGCUAAAGUGUGGGUAUGAUAAGGAUUAUGCUUAUAGAUAUGAUCACGACUGGAUAGAGGAUAUAAGAGUUUUACUUGAAGAAUGUAAAGAGGAUAAAACAAAGACGCUGAGGAAUCUCGAGGGUGAAGUGGAAAAACUCCUAAAAGAGAGUGAAGAACAGCAUAAAAUGCUGCUAGGAGGAAGGAGUAAAAUAGGAGCAAAUGAAGUGUUAGUGCAGACUGUGCUGAUGUAUAAAGAAUUUACAUUUAUGUACUACAAGUUUUUUUUAGAGUUGAUGAAAUUACCACAGGAAGAAGUGGAAUCGAUAGUAGGGAAGAUAGACUCAAACUUUGUACAAGAGAGCAAGAUAAGAAUAGCCAAGCUAUCAGAAAUAGAAUUACUGGAAGUGAUGAGAAAUAUUUAUGAAGAAGCAAAAACAACGCAUGUACAGAGAUUUAAAGCCUAUUUUAUAAAACAAGAAGGGCCAGAAGAGAAGCAGAAGAGAAUUAUAGAAGAUUUUUCGAAUUGGAGCGGAGAUGAUAUACAGAUAAGGCACGUAAUAUUGUACGCACUAAAGCUAUUAGGAGAAAGACUUGACAAGAGAUUUCAGCAUAAAGAAACCGCUGAGGAGAGGUAUAACAGGGAAAUGGAAGAACGGGCACAAAUAAACGAACAACUUAAGCAAGAAAAAGAGCAAUAUAGGCAAGAAAAAGAGCAAUAUAGGCAAGAGAUAGAGCAAUAUAGGCAAGAAAAAGAGCAAUAUAGGCAAGAGAUAGAGCAAUAUAGGCAAGAAAAAGAGCAAAUUAAGCAAA
Molecule: messenger RNA, 1526 nt
Organism: Cinara cedri
Lineage: Eukaryota; Metazoa; Arthropoda; Insecta; Hemiptera; Aphididae
Source: the annotation of a GenBank genome assembly